GCUUAGAAGAUACCAUACAAAAAGGGGCCGUUCUGUGUUCAGUGAAGGUGUUGGUUGAUCAUCAUUUGAUGGAAUUCUGCUGAAUAAAUAUCGGGUUUUGAGGAACAUUUGUAAUAUACAGAUUCUUUGACCAUGGCUCAGCCAGCCUCUACUGAUAGACAGCACCUCCUAGAUCGUCUUCUUGAUGCGGUCAAGCAAUGUCAGGUGAGGUUUGGUGGACGUUCAGAGCUUGCCACGGAUGCAGACAGUCGGGUUUCUUGUCUUUGUGCUCAGUAUGAGGCGGUGCUACACCAUGGACUCAAGAAGCCUUCUAUCAACCCGCUCAGUGCUCUCCAGCAGAUGACUGGAUUGACUAUGCCCAAUCUACCUCUCAUCAAAACAGAUGCAGAACCUGUUUACUGGCCCAUAGUAAGAGAUCAGCUGACGCCCCAUGAGAUCCAGCGGUAUAGUGCCCUCAAGCAUAUAACCACCGAUGCAGGGCGUGGUCGUGCAUGGCUCCGAAGCACUCUCAAUGAACACUCUCUGGAGAGAUACAUGCAUAUGAUACUCAGUGCUACAGCUAUCAUCAAACAGUACUAUGAGCCGUGGGCUUUCUUACUAGAUGAGGAGAGAUCUACAAUGCUGCCUACCAUGGCUAGAGGUCUAGGAUCUAUUCUCUUUGCUAUUAACAUUGACAAUCCAGAGCUAAACGGUACUAAGCAGCCUUCAGCGUUUGAGUCUCUCUCAUCGUUCAUCCAAGCUCCUGAGACGGUCCAGGCCCAGAACAUACGGGACCAGGAUCCAGAACCUGUCAUAGUAGCAAGUGCUGCAACACAAGGUCAUAAGGAGAAGAAGAAGAAGAAAGGCAAGAAGAAAGGCUCCGUCUCUAUCGUAUCAUUCAAUGACAAUCAAGGAACAUCAUCAUCAUCAUCAUCAUCAGUACUAGUAGGAUCUCCAUCAUUUAAAGUCAACCUGGUUGAUACAGGACGCAAUGAUUCAGUAGAAUCACACGAUAGUUCACAAGAUUUUGCCCCAAGUAGUGAUCUAGGACGGUUCUCAGCGCUAGGAGUAGGAAGCUCUAGUCUCAGUAGUGGAAGCUCAUCUAUGUCCGGUGCUAUUGAAAGUAGUUCAUCUUCACUGAGAUCUGAUAAAGAGACAGAAUCUGCUCGUAGUAGUGGUGGAAGAUUAACUGACUCGUUAGCCGUACAACCCGCUGGAGGGCAGACACCGGUAGUUAGGAGUGAUGUUAAUGAUAAUGAAGUAGAUAUAUCCAGGGACCAUUCGUCAACAUCUGAAGACUUCCCGGUGUCCUUUCCUGCGACCACGCCCCCUUCCACUCCUCAAGAUGUGUCUCAUCUUGAUCAAUACCAGAGAAUACGCAACUCAAUGAAGAAUCAUGAGAUGGAGAUCACUCGUCAACAGAGGGCGCUUGUCAAUGGUAGCGUCACAUCCAAUGGAGGGGGCGGGGAUCCAGCACUCCAUUCACGGGAGCUCUACUCCUCAUUCCCGGCCAAAACCCCACCCUCGACCCCACUAGAAACAUCCACGCUAGCACAGUACGAGAAGUUACGGAACUCUGUUGAUGCGACGGAAGUCAGCGAUCAGUUGCGUCAGGAUAUCACCAUCUCCACUCCGGAAGGUACAACAACCAGGAGUAUAUAUGAUACAUUUGGAGCUGGAGAGAGACUGUCAAACGGAGAUGGUGAUGUUGAUCAUGCGAAUGCUGAUGAGGAGUCUUCAACAUCUACCAAGAGAGCUAGUGUAGAAUCAAUGGAUAGGAUGAGUCCUGCGUUGAGUAAAGGAAGCUUCCAUCUACUUGGUGAGGAGUCUGAUGAGGCCAUGUUUCCUGUCGCACAAGAUGAGAUGCAGUCUAAUGAUUCCAGUGUGUUAACGUUCGGUGCUGAGACAGAGAAUGCUGCGUUGGGUCUAGCUAUGGCACAGAAAGGUCUCACAGACAGCUCUUUGGGAGAACUUGGUAGAACAGAAGAGACAGAGAGACUUGCAUCUGACAUGUCUACAGAUGACCUGAGGCAAGCACUUCUUGCUACUAUGAAUCGUAAUGAUGAUCUACAAGAGAAAAACAGAUCACUGCGUGCUCUGUUAGACAGUGAGAUGGAACACUCAGCAUCUCUUAGAGGUCAACUAGAGGAACUAAGGGUCAAAAGUCAUGACUCGCAGGAUAAGUUAGACUCACAAGUACAGGCUCUUACAAGGGAAAAUGAAUUACUGAAGAAUCAAUUGAAGAAGUAUGUAGCUGCAGUUCAGAUGCUGAGAAGAGAAGGAUCUAUGGGAGCUAUAGAAGGUUUACCUGGCAUCAGACCGGAAGAUAUUCAACCAGCGAUACCGGAACCUAAGGAAGGUCUUAUAGAUUACAGCGAGCAAGCACAGCAGUAUGAACACAAGUUAAUACAGGUUGCUGAGAUGCACGGUGAGCUGAUGGAAUUCAAUGACUAUCUAACCAGACAGCUCAAGGCUAAAGAUUAUCUUAUCAAGACGUUAAGAGAUGAAUUGGUUGACCUUAGAGGACCUCUACCAGAAGAUAGAUCAGACUCCGAGCUUAACUCGCCAGAUUCAGAAACAGCGUCGUUAGCUCCAGCAACCAGAGCUCUUAUCAAUCUAUGGAUACCAUCAGCUUUCUUGAGAGGGAAGGGUAAAGAUGCGUUCCACGUAUACCAGAUCUACAUACGUAUCCGAGAUGAUGAAUGGAAUGUUUAUCGUCGGUACUCUCAGUUCAGAGAGCUCCAUAUCAAGAUGAAGAAAUCUAAUGCUGUCAUCAACACGUUUGAAUUCCCUCCAAAGAAGGCCGUCGGUAACAAGGAUACAAAGUUUGUUGAAGAAAGGCGGAAAAGGUUACAGCACUAUCUGAGACUGGUUAUCAAUUUCUGCGUUCAGAACUCCCUUGAGCUUACAGAGACACCUAGCAAAGAAACCCUCAUAUCAUUGAUACCAUUCUUUGGGGAUACUAUGGUGAGGAAACAGAGUAAAGGCAGUGGGGGUAACAAACCAAGACUGAUGGCUGGUAGGAGGGGUAAUGAGACACCCAGCUAUGAGGGACUCUAGGGUGCAGAGUAAAGGCAGUGGGGGUAACAAACCAAGACUAAUGGUUGGUAGGAAGUUACAGUCAAGGAUGUUGGUAGUCAAGGGUGGUGGUAGAUACAAGAUGAUGUAGCCAAAGAAUGAUCAGACAUGUAUUCGUUGAUGGUAGCUGAAAGGAUGGAUCAAACAAGGAGAAAAACAAAUUCAGGUAUUAAUUUUAUACCGGGCAUGAUGUAAUUUCUGCUGAAGAAGACCAUUUCAAAAUGGAACAGAGGGUGAGAGAUUUGGAUGUUACAAUAUACCGGUGGAGAGGGGGUUUGGAUUUUGAUGGAGAGUGGGGCAAGGACGAGAUUAAAUUAAAUAAAGGGGAAAUAUGAAAGGAAUGAAGGAAGGUUAUAUUGGGUUACUAAUCUUCAGCUAAACCUUUACUUAGAGAUAAUUCAUGAAGCUCUAUCAGGCGAAAGGACAAUUUUUAUAAUUAACACUUGUAGGGCUGAAAUUUACAGGUUUUAAUUAUGAUGUGUUGAUUUUUAUUUAAAGUACUGAGCUGGAAUGAUUUCAUUGCUGUCCGAUAUAAGAAGCAAUUGUGAUGAAACAUUGUAAACUCUUAUUUUGCUUCCAUGUAAAACAAGGAGAAGAGGACAAAAGAUGUAAGAAAUCAUGUGUGUUGGUCUUCAAUGUGACUUUGAAAGAUAACAAGAUCCAUGCAGUAUUCAAAAUCAUGUGACCAAGUUAGAUAACUUAGCAAUCUUGUAAUGUUAAUUAUGCAUCAAGUGGUACAUGUAUCUAUAAUUCAUGAUUCUUUUAACUAAACUUUCUUGUGAAUCUUCUAGAACUAAACUCUGUGAUGUAAGAUUGAGUUUUAUCAAUCAUUUUACAUUUCUGUUUAGUGCAUGUAGGUAGUCGCUUUGUUCUUCAUAGCUAUUUGAUUUUAAAGAAAAAUGCAUAUAUAUUUGCUACAGAUUUCAAUUUAUUAAGAUUUUUUUGUUUCCAAUUCAUUUACUUGAUUCUUUGGUCAUUGUUCCCUUAUUUUUGCAAAGCUAUUUGAUAGGUGCUUUAUUACCUUUCAUCAUGCACGAUGGACAUGCAGUGCUUGCCCAAGUUUGAUUCACUGGAUGUGUAGGGUUUAGGAGGGGUGAUGUAAAUCAUGACAUGCUUUGAUGAAUUCAUACUGUGACUGAUUUUGUAUCAGUCUUUUGCUUCGUGGAGUAACCAUUAUGUUUGUUAGCUUAAUCAGUAAACCAAAUUAUAACACACACAGCUUCUAUUCUGAAAAACUUGAACUUGUCAGCAUAUUAUGUAUUUUUCCAACAUCAAUUUUACUUCCAAAAUUGGGAAGAUGAUAAAAUGUUUCUAUCUACCAGUAAAUGUAUAAUGAUAUAUCACAUUGAUUUAUCUGUUUGUAUAUGUUGCAAAUAGGGAAUAUUUUAUUUGCUUUCUAUGCAAGAAGCGAUAUACAAGCUUUUGGCACCCCGAAAAUGCUGCAGUUGCCUUGCCUACAUAACUUAUUUCAAAAGAAAUUAUCCAGCUAUAGAUCAUCUUGGAAAUAGUACACAGAACCGCCUCAAAGUGGUUAUUGAUGCAUUAGACAUACAGAUUUAGAGUGUGUAUACAAUAGAUAUGGCUAUUUAUUAUUAAGAAGUAAUUUUAAUAAAUUUAAAAACAACUGUUAGAUCAGGGUUUAUUUUUUUCUUAACCAUGUGUAAUUGCUAAAAGAUUUCUGUACGAGAUUUCUUAUCCAGUUGGAUAGACAAAUGCAGUCCAUACAUUUUAUGUGGUAUUUAUCACAUACAUGAUUAUCAAUUAUUUGGUUUUAAAAAAUAAUUUAUUAAAAGAGAAAAGGGCUUGUAGUGAUGAUAAUGUUUCACAGGCACCAGUAUACUUACAUGCACAACAAAAUAUGAGAUAUCUUUUAUAUUUGGUUGAUUUUGAUAAACGGUGCAUUAAUGGAAUCAAUUAUAAUGGCAGUAUUGAAUAAUGAUAGCAACCAUGGACAAUAUGUUAACUUAGCUUGGGUGCAGUGCAAUGCCAGUGUGUAGUGCAUAAAUAAAU
Strongylocentrotus purpuratus (purple sea urchin) is the source of this 5067-nucleotide messenger RNA. RefSeq names its product sorting nexin-29 (gene snx29). Gene Ontology annotation, molecular function: phosphatidylinositol binding. The record is from RefSeq and is a predicted model, not a curated record. Lineage: Eukaryota; Metazoa; Echinodermata; Echinoidea; Camarodonta; Strongylocentrotidae. The coding region runs from base 133 to 3039 and encodes 968 amino acids. The transcript has 19 exons.